Messenger RNA from Guillardia theta CCMP2712, 1140 nucleotides. RefSeq lists its product as hypothetical. Gene Ontology annotation, molecular function: FAD transmembrane transporter activity; NAD transmembrane transporter activity; AMP transmembrane transporter activity. The transcript is spliced from 14 exons. Bases 1 to 1140 code for a protein of 379 amino acids. Lineage: Eukaryota; Cryptophyceae; Pyrenomonadales; Geminigeraceae. Gene Ontology annotation, cellular component: peroxisomal membrane. The record is from RefSeq and is a predicted model, not a curated record.
AUGGCGGUCGUCGUUACUAAGAAGAAGCCUUUCCUGAGCAACGCCGCGCUUGCGGCUCUGGGGGAAGCAGGAGCAGGGGCUGUAGGAUCCAUAGUCUCGAUCCUCGCGCUCUAUCCCUUGGACACGACCAGGACGAUUCUCCAGGUGAUGAGACUGAGACGCGGAGAGAUCACUGAGAGAGAACGAAAGGUUCGCAUGCCUCCCUACGACAAACCCAUGCCUUUCUUGAAGCUUCUGGUGCACAUCUACCGGACAGAGGGAUGGCAGCGAUUGUACAAAGGACUGCCGUCGGCGCUGUCCGGCUCGGGUCUUUCCUGGGCGCUCUACUUUGCUUGGAACGAGUUGUUCAAGAGAUGGCUCAAGUCACUCAAGCACAAGAAGAACCCUUCCCAGAGCCUGGUGACCAUCAAGCUGACCGCCAUCGAAGAGAUGUUGUCCGCCACGGUUGCGGGGAUCCUGACCACAGUCAUCGUCAAUCCGAUUUGGGUUAUCAACACUCGCCUCAAGAUUGCAGCAAAGAAGGCCUUCGGCAAGAAAGAAAACUCCAACGGCAAGCAUCUCCAGUCUAACGGAACCUCCAACGGGUCAUCGCACCAUCUGGCAAAUGGGUCGUCCAAUGGCACAAAGGAAAAGGGCGGGACGGAGGUCACGAAGAUGCCCACGGCUACUUCACUGACCGAGCUCAUCCGGAACGAGGGCAUCCUUGGCUGGCUCUCUGGUAUCGUUCCUGCCGUAGUCCUGCUCAUCAACCCGGGUAUUCAACUUGCCAUCUACGGAUGGUUCCGCAAGAUGAUUCAGAAAGCAAGGGGUGGGAAAGGACCCAAGCCCUUGGAGGCGUUUGUCAUGGGUGCUGUCUCCAAGUUUUUCGCGGUGCUUCUUACCUUCCCUGCGCAGACCAUCAAACUUCGGAUGCAAGCAGGGCUGAAGGGAGAGCAGGCUAGUCACUACCUCAAGGACUUGAGGAGAGUGAAGAGCUUUUCUGAGCUGAUUGAGGUUAUCACAUCCAUGUGGACAGGUGUUGGCAACAAGAUGGUCACUUCUAUGCUGCAUUCCGCAGUGAUGUUCACCUUUGUUGAGUUGUUUCGUGCCUUCAACAGAGUGAUUGGUAGACGGCGUAAGGCGCUGGCGGCAGCUCAUUGA